Molecule: messenger RNA, 1332 nt
Organism: Salpingoeca rosetta
Lineage: Eukaryota; Choanoflagellata; Craspedida; Salpingoecidae
Exons: 15
Coding region: 63-1202 (379 amino acids)
Biological process (GO): intraciliary transport involved in cilium assembly; intraciliary retrograde transport
Cellular component (GO): cytoplasmic dynein complex; ciliary basal body; axoneme
Molecular function (GO): dynein heavy chain binding
Source: RefSeq, a predicted model, not a curated record
ACGGCGGCGGUUACCAGGCGAAACACACAAGCAAGCAAACAAGAAGUGAAGCCAGCAGGAAGAUGACUGACCGACCAACCAGCGCACAGAGACGAUUGCCGGCACGGCCGGAUCAACAGCCACAACAACAACAAAGGCAACAGAGGAAGAGCAAGAGCUCGUCAUCCAGCACAGGCACCGCAACACAAUCGUCGUCGGCGUCCUCGUCUGCAAAGGAUUUGUGGAAGAUUGCGCAGCACCAAGCUGCGCGUGAAAAGGCAAAAGAUGCAGAGGAACGCACUGUGCUCUUCGUGGGCAGCCAAUCAGGGGGCAAGAGCACAAUGAUCCUGCGGUUUCUGGACCGGGAAGUGGCCCCAAAGCCAACUGUCGCUCUGGAAUACACAUUCGGCCGCCGCGCACGAGGCCACGACCUGACUGCAAUCAAACGGGCUCCGCACCCCUCUGCCUCUGAUGUGUCUGUGUCUCAGCGUAUUAGGUCGCUGUGUGUAGUGCUUGUGGUUGACCUGAGUCAGCCUCAGCAGCUAUGGACGACAUCGGAGGCGCUGCUGUCGAGCGUGCGCCGGCGCAUCGACAAAGUCAUUGACGACCUCAAUCGCCGAGAGUCAAAGCUGCCUGCGUAUCUGAAGAAGAAGUCCGUGAGCAGAUACGGCGACGAUCACCCGGAUCUGCCCAUGAUUCAGCCACUGCUCGUUCCGCUCCUCAUCGUCGGCACCAAAUACGACGUCUUCCAGAACUUUGACUCCGAGCGACGCAAGACCAUUGCGCGAACCCUCCGCUUCCUCGCCCAUUUCCACGGCGGUUCUCUCAUCUUCACCAGCCAGGAGGAGAGCUUGAUGGUUCGCUGUCGGGCACAGCUCGCAAACUUUGCAUUCAAGAUCCCAUUCAAUGUGCGGUCGGCGCACUUUGACCACAACAAACCGCUCCUCAUCCCCGUUGGCGCAGACUCGCUCGAGAGCAUCGGAGCACCACCACAGGCAGCCGGCCAGGCAGCGCUGUCAGCCAGGACACCGCUUGGGCUGUGGAAGGGCGCGUUUACGGAGAUAUUUCCACAGGACGGCGUGGACAUGGACAGGCCAGAGGCGGAUGACAAGACGGACCCUGCGCAGGACACGCGAUACAAAGAGCCGGCCAUUGACGAAGCGAGGCAGCGAAAGAUGCAGGAACUUGAGCGGUACAAACGGCACGCGGAUCGCAGGCGCUGAGAUACCGCCCCGUUGCAUGUGUGUGUGUGUGUCUGCGUGUGUGUGUUGGACAACGAAAGUGCGCUGCGUUCUUGUGUGCUCGCAAGAACUAUCCGUUUACUGCUGUUCGAAUAGAGAAGACAAAGGCGCA